AUGUUUACCGUCAGAUACAUGUGGUUACUGGUCCUUUGUUUCUAUGGAUACAGUCUCUGUCAGGCUGACCCAGCACAGAUCUUUUUGUCACACAUAGAUAACGCAACAAAUAAUCUAUGGACUCAGCUUGAGACCGACAGUGAUCAUGUGUUUCUCAGGAGUGACCUUGAAAGCUUCAUCCAUUCAUACGACACUGACAAUGAUACUCAUGUGACACGAAAUGAAUUCUACGCUCAUUUUCUGAAAGACGACCCCGACUUAGGUUCUAUUGCAUAUGGCAUGUUUUUGGAGUUUGACACCAACCAGGAUGGUUUGAUUGAUACGAAGGACCUUGAUUCUGUAUACGCACGGAUCGACAUUAACGGUGACAAUCGAGUGGAAGAGGCAGAAUUCAAACAAUAUUUCAAAUCACUGCUGACUAUCCUGUACCUGAUGCAUAUACAAGGUAUCCCCGACCCUGGACCAAUUGUCAUAUAG
Molecule: messenger RNA, 477 nt
Organism: Ylistrum balloti
Lineage: Eukaryota; Metazoa; Mollusca; Bivalvia; Pectinida; Pectinidae
Exons: 5
Coding region: 1-477 (158 amino acids)
Molecular function (GO): calcium ion binding
Source: RefSeq, a predicted model, not a curated record